UUGUUGUUAGGCAGGUUGUCAGGGGCAGCGCUCCAGUCGGUUAAGCUAGCAACACGGGAUUAAAGGAUUUUAGGGAAUGAUGACACGUUUAUUCAUCAACGAAAACGACUGUCGCAAUACCUGCGUCUUCACCCUGAAGUGCCCUGUUUAUUUGUGUAAAAGAAGCAGAGAAGACAGCGACGUUUUUGAUCGAAAACGCCAGGGUUUUGCAGAGUGGUUUGCUCCGUAGCUAGCUAGCAUUGCUAACGCCAAGCAGCAAGCUAAUAAUAUCAAACAGCUGUAAAGUGAUAGACAUAGGCAGUAGCGCUACCCUGUAAAUAGAUACCUUCAGUGUGCCAGUGCAGUCAUUUGUUGCGAAAAUGGAAGACUCUCUGGAAGAUUUAUUGGAGCAACAGGAUGGUGACUGCGGCGACGACAAUCAACCAUUGGCCCCCAAAGCCAAGUUUCGCUCCAGUCGGAUGAACAUCCAGAGAAGUAAUGUGUGCUCUCGGGCUUAUUUCGUGGUGGUCAUGGUCUUCUUCCAUGUGUACAUCCUGAAUGUGAUCGGUCUGUUGCUGUAUGUGCAUUACAACAACGGGCCCGGGGAACUUGUCAGUGGAAACGCAGCCCCCUCAGCAUCAGUAAGCGACAGAGGAACCGCUUUACCCCAUGCUGACCCCGCUUCAAGCGAGCUACACGUGGAGGACUAUAGUCACAGUUUCAGUCUCCCACGCAUCGAGGGGAUACGGGUGGGUCAUGUUCAGCAGGUGUCCCUCCUGCCAGACCGAACCCAUGAGAUGAGGACGAUGAGCCUGAAACCUCUGCUGUUUGAGAUCCCUGGCUUCCUGUCUGAGGAGGAGUGCCGUGUGGUGGUGCAGCUGGCUCAGCUCAAGGGUCUGAUGGAGAGCCAGACAACAACACCCAGCAAGGAGCAAGAGGAGUCAAACCAGCCUCUACUUUCUCUCAGCACAGAGGAAGUCUUCAGUCUGUUGGACCUAAACCAGGAUGGGCUGCUGCAGAAUCAAGAGAUUGUGAGUCACUCGCGCUCUCGAGAUGGAACUUGGUUGAACCCAGACAAUUUACGGCAGAUACUCACUGGACUGGAAGCCUGCCCAACAGGGACGAUGACCUUGGAGGACUUUAGGCAUGUUUAUGAUGUGUCCCAACGCCCGGGGCAACAGCAAAGCGGGAAGCCCCGGAGUCAUUUCAAACAGAGAAACAAAAAUACGUGGCUUUACCAAGGCCCAGGUUCCCACCAUGUGCUGCAGACACUCAGGAACAGACUAAUCAGUCUGACACGUCUGCCUUCCACAUUGGUCGAGCUGAGUGAACCUCUGCAGGUGAUCCGCUAUGAAAACGGAGACUUCAGUAAUGCCCACCAUGAUAGCAGCCCUCCUCAAUCAGAGACCACCUGCACACACACACGACUGGCAGGGAACAAAUCUGCUCUCACAGAAGUCUCUUGCCGGUAUCUCACCAUGUUAUUCUACAUCAGCCCUGUAGAGGAAGGUGGGGAAACCACCUUUCCUGUGGCAGACAACCGCACCUAUGAGGAGCAGGCACUGGUACAGGAUGGAGUGGAUUUGACUGACACCAAGGAGACAUGUGGCAGAGGGAACAUAAGAAUAAAGCCUACUGUUGGAACUGCUCUCCUGUGGUACAACCAUCUCUCUGACGGCAGGGGUUGGAUGGGUGAGCUGGAUGAGUAUUCCCUGCAUGGUGAAUGCCCAGUCAGGCGUGGUGUGAAGUGGAUGGCCAACAGCUGGGUAAAUGUGGACCCAGAUCACCAGCAGCAGGCCCGCUACCAGAGACUAGUUGCUAAAAGACAACGAGCUAAGCCAGGCAUGGAAGAGCAUUACCAACCUCUCUCACACAGUGACCUCCACCAGGAUCUAUAGCCUGACCUUCUAAUGACGAAACAAAGCAACAAUAAUUUUUAAAUGAGUCGGUUUUGCAUCUAUGAAGCCAGGGAGGCCUGACAGACCUUUUCAUAAUGUCAGAUGCUGAAGUCAAAAUGAAAAUUGCACAAAAGAGCUUCCCAGAUAUCUUCUCCUUUCAGUGAAUCUAUCUUGCUGUCUCUAAACCCAUCACUUGAAGAACCACAUCACCUUACACAUAAGCAAAUUCCAUUUCAUAAUUAAGUUUGGUGAAUUUAUAUAUAUAUAUAUAUAUAUAUAUAUAUAUAUAUAUAUAUAUAUAUAUAAUAUAUAGAUUUGAUAUAGAAUUGUGGUAUGCAGAAUGCAUUGUUUUUCACAAUUAAUUUCAAUUACAAAAGGGACAACACACUUAUGAAGUAUUUGUUUAUUUAAAUGUACUGCCAUCCUCUUUAAGCUUGUGCUUAAAUCAAAUAUCACUAAUUCACAAUAAUGGAUAUAAGGGUAACGUGAUGUGGGAUGGGAAAGAUUCAGUCAUGUCUAAGAGAUAAUCCUGAUUACCUGCCUUCCUUUACGUUUACUAGGCAAACUGCCCCUGUUGCAGGUCAGUGUUAUUUACGAAUGGAAGGCUUUUGUUUCAAGCCAUAUCACAAUAGAUAUCUGUGAAUGUUGUUACUGAGGGAAAUCUUUGUGAGAUAAUUAAUGUUCUGUUCUUCAGUUUCCAGAGUAAAUGAGCUUCCAUCAUGACAUUUUAUUUAUGAGAGUUUGCUACAUAGACUGCUAAUGACUGUUUUUGACUGGACAGAAGGACUGCUUCUCACACUGACUGUCGGAGGUCAGUCUUUAAGGUGGAAUUCAAACUAAAGGUCUUUCAUAUUCCAAAUAUUAUUUGUCAUAUCCACAAAACUCCAAAAUAUUUAUUUAUUUAUGUUAUAUUUAUUAAUGCCAUUUGGUGAUUUAAGUUAAAGAAUGCAUAUUUAUUACAGCUUGAUGUUGCACUGAGUCUGUGACUGUAUUUUACUGUAUUUGUUCUACAUUAUCAAACCUAUAAAGCAAUGUUUUACAACUGGU
Eleginops maclovinus (Patagonian blennie) is the source of this 2924-nucleotide messenger RNA. Its product is annotated as transmembrane prolyl 4-hydroxylase-like. The coding region runs from base 360 to 1877 and encodes 505 amino acids. Gene Ontology annotation, cellular component: endoplasmic reticulum. Lineage: Eukaryota; Metazoa; Chordata; Actinopteri; Perciformes; Eleginopidae. Gene Ontology annotation, molecular function: L-ascorbic acid binding; iron ion binding; procollagen-proline 4-dioxygenase activity. The transcript has 9 exons. Gene Ontology annotation, biological process: peptidyl-proline hydroxylation to 4-hydroxy-L-proline. The record is from RefSeq and is a predicted model, not a curated record.